AAAGAAAGGAAAUCUAGUUCUUCUCAUUUCUUCAUCAGAUCGGCCUUCGUGAAGUCUUCUUCUUUUUCGUCUUCGUCAAAUUCGACCUUGGGGAAGGACAAAAUUUUUGAACAGCAAAAAACUUUCUCAGAUUUACGAAGGAACAUAGAUAACUUGGAGAAGAAUAGUGUUACCAGUCUUGGAACACCGGUUAAUCUUGGCUCUGAAGUGUACAUGCAAGCUGAUAUCCCAGAUACAAAACGCAUUUUUGUGGAUAUUGGACUAGGAUUUCAUGUGGAGUUCACAUGGUCAGAAACUAUAAAUUACAUAUCUCAAAGGGAGGAGAAACUAUCCAGGCAAACUGAAGAGUAUACUCGUCUUAUUGCAUCAAUUAACGCCAGAUCAAGCUGCUUGCUAGAUCUACUCAUUGAUAAUGAACACGACGUCAAGGACCUAAGGGCAGCCGGCGUUCUUCGGAACAGUCUCAGUAGCGAUGGAGAAGCAGCUCAAUUGAUCAAUAGAAUAGGUUCUAAUUGCUUUGCACCACCCGUUGACAAGUAUGAGCAUGUCAAGUACAACAUAGAAAAGCAUUACAAAAGAAAGUGCACGAUCUGGACGGCUCAAGUCUGGUAUGCCUAUUUCAGUAGCCCGUUAACAGUUCUAGCUUUGAUUGCCGCUGCUGUGGUACUUGUUCUAACUGCUGUUCAAACUUGGUAUGCUGUUAAUCCAAAAAAUUAGAAGGAAACCGUAAACAGGUAGUUGGAACGGAAUUGCCAGGUCCAAGUGAAGAUUGCUCUUGGAAUGAUCUAUCACAACUUUUCUAGUUUUUAAUGAACUAUCAAAACAUGGUAGUAUUUUGAUGUUUGCUUCGAAUUUGUGGUUCAUAACUUGUUAAAAUGUUUCUUUUCAUUGGAAGGUUUUUAUGUAGCACUUCUUUGUGUGGGUUGUUUGGAUGUUUUUAUUCAAAAGCGUACUGCUGUGUUUCUUC
Messenger RNA from Morus notabilis, 967 nucleotides. RefSeq names its product protein UXT homolog. Gene Ontology annotation, biological process: positive regulation of transcription by RNA polymerase II. The record is from RefSeq and is a predicted model, not a curated record. The annotation marks the transcript as partial. Gene Ontology annotation, molecular function: transcription coregulator activity. The transcript has 7 exons. Gene Ontology annotation, cellular component: mediator complex; chromatin. NCBI's taxonomy places the organism in Eukaryota, Viridiplantae, Streptophyta, Magnoliopsida, Rosales, Moraceae.